UUCCAAACAAAAUCAAAUGAGAUUAUAUGGUCAAAUAUAUCCAGAUUUUUUUGACAAUUAGAACCGAGAGAAUUGGCAGGAAGGAAGAUGCGGAACGGAAUUCCAUGAUAACAAGAAAUAUCUCUAAGCAAAUCCGACAGCGCCAACAGUUUGCCAAUUUGCCUUUGGCCGUAUAUCGAUGCAAUUGACCUUUCGUAUUUUUCGGGGUUCUGAGACUCUGAUUUGUGUGGGAGCAAGGAGGGUUUCGUGAAGUGGGUAUCUUGAUCUCGGAGAAACGAGGUUAAAUCUGUUGGUGGGUGUUGACAAGGGAUUGAGAAUGGAGAGCUUUGGAGCCACAGUAUCUUUAAGGGGUGGUUGUGGAUUAUCCGCUCUCUAUGAUUGCAACAGGAGCGUCCAUUCUCCUCAUUCUCUAAAGACCAGAAGGCUUUCAGUAUCUUCUCUUCACAAAAAGUCAGACGAUGAAAGGAACACAGAGGCAUCUGAGGAGACAGCUGGGUUUCCUCUGAUAAAAUUUCAGGGGAAGGAUGCUACAUCCUUGCAGCGUCUUUCAAAGGAUACAGCCAUGGGUUUGGUACUAAAGGCAGCUGGGGGAACAGGAUGGACCACAGGAUCUGGAAUGGAAGGGCCUGCUGUAUCAGAAGGCCCAAGUGAAAAUACUGAAAUUGCUGAGAAGUCCAUUUACCCAUGGUCUCUCUUUACCAAAUCCCCUCGACGACGGAUGAGAGUUGCAUUUACUUGUGGUGUUUGUGGCCAACGCACAACUCGUGCUAUCAACCCACAUGCCUAUACAGAUGGAACUGUUUUUGUUCAGUGUGCAGGAUGUGAUGUUUUCCACAAAUUAGUGGAUAAUCUCAACCUUUUUCAUGAGUUGAAUGGCAGCAUAUACCCAAGAUAUGAUGAGACAAGCUCAAAAAAGCCACCGCACUUGAAGUUUCUGGAUAUGGAUGAUUUUCCACUAUUCUAAGAGAAAUCAAAUGGAGAUGACACUUCUAUGUUUAUAUUACAAAUGUCCUACACAUAAGCUGAAAGAUAUAAGCCAUUCGCAUUUCAAAACCUACUAGCCUAGGUAUUUAGAGCUCAAGAAUGGCCUCAUGAUUAGGGUUUCUCUAUAUUUUUUUCCAUCUAUUAGGCAGUAGAUGUAUAUUCCUAUUCGUCUUGUUGGCAACUCUAUGACUAAUUAACCAAUAAUAUCCUGUCAAAUAUUAAUGUAAAUAUGGACUUAAUGUAAUUUCUAUAUCAUACCCAUUGAUAUGCUCACCUGUUAUUGCAACUUGCAAUUCCAGUUGAUUUGUGCUUAUACCCUUCGUGGUCUUUAGAGUCAUUCUUGGGUGCUGGUCCCAAAUGCAAUUUCACUUUAAAAUUAAUCAAAGUAGCUUUGAUUGUUUGCCUUAAA
Messenger RNA from Cryptomeria japonica (Japanese cedar), 1393 nucleotides. RefSeq lists its product as uncharacterized. Gene Ontology annotation, cellular component: mitochondrion. The record is from RefSeq and is a predicted model, not a curated record. Gene Ontology annotation, biological process: protein import into mitochondrial matrix; protein folding; protein stabilization. Bases 317 to 964 code for a protein of 215 amino acids. Lineage: Eukaryota; Viridiplantae; Streptophyta; Pinopsida; Cupressales; Cupressaceae. The transcript has 4 exons. Gene Ontology annotation, molecular function: protein-folding chaperone binding; zinc ion binding.